CACGGCGAGAGCGGCGUUGGCAAGUCCAGCCUUCUGCUUCGGUUCACAGAUGAUACAUUUGACCCGGAACUUGCAGCAACGAUUGGUGUGGACUUCAAGGUGAAAACUAUUUCAGUUGAUGGAAACAAAGCCAAACUGGCAAUAUGGGAUACUGCAGGUCAGGAGCGUUUCAGAACAUUGACCCCCAGUUACUAUAGAGGUGCACAAGGUGUUAUCCUAGUUUAUGAUGUAACGAGAAGAGAUACUUUUGUCAAGCUGGAUAACUGGUUAAAUGAACUGGAAACCUACUGCACAAGGAAUGACAUAGUGAAAAUGCUAGUUGGAAACAAGAUCGAUAAGGAAAACCGUGAAGUUGACAGAAAUGAAGGUCUCAAAUUUGCAAGAAAACAUUCCAUGUUGUUCAUCGAGGCAAGUGCAAAAACAUGCGAUGGUGUACAGUGUGCCUUUGAAGAACUUGUUGAAAAAAUCAUUCAGACUCCUGGACUGUGGGAGAGUGAGAGCCAAAACAGAGGUGUAAAGUUAUCAAACAAGGAAGAAGGAUAUGGAGGAGGAGGAGGAGCAUGUGGUGGAUAUUGUUCUAUGUUAUAAACUUUGGGAAGCUUAUUCUUUGCAUAUUUAAACAGAUAGUGACAUCUUUCUGUACAUAAAUUCAUUAAAUGCUAUUUUUAGGGACCUUGCAGUUUGCACAUAUUUGUUUUGUAUCAUGGCAGUGAACACUUGUAGGAAAAAUGUUCUGCAGCUUUCCUAGUUUUAAAAUGUUAUGGUAAGCAUGCCCAAUUUGCAAUCUUCAGGUUUUUAUAAGUAGCAUAAGUAAUGUGCAAAAACAAAUGCACUAAAAAUUUUACAACUGUAUACAUUCAUCAUAUAACUACUCUAAACAAAUCCAUCUAACAGAAACACAUUACUGCAUUGUCUGCUCUUAUUUUUAAGUACUCUUGAAAUUAUAGAACUAUAUAGUGUGCACAGAUCUUAAAACAGUGUGAGCUAUAAAUGUUACAUUUCAUCUCUUCUAGUAAAUGUUUUUAUGGUAUUAAAAAGAGCAAGAUUAUACUGUUCUUGGACAAGUCUGCUAAAUUUUUGUCUUUCAGCAGAGCUGUCUAAAAUACAAAUUGUCACAGGCCAUAGUUGGUAUCAGCAUGUUCUUGAAGAGAUGUUUUGAAAGCUUCCUUUGCAAAGCUGGGGGACACCCUUUUUUCUUUUUAAUCAUUACUUCAGUUGAUGGCUGAACUGGAGUUUUAAUCCUGUGAUAUUUAUGCACUAAAUUUGUGGUACUCCUGCACUCUAGGUUUUUAUGAUGCAGUCUACUCUAGACUUGCUGUAGAAAGUCUUCAUUAUUGGCAAGGGGUCCGAAUGACAUCUUUGUUCUUUCAUUGUGAAUCACUUUGCCAUACUUCGGUACAGAUGCCUAAGUUUACUAAAUGUUUGUAAUAUAACUUUAUCUCAAACUGUAGCUCACUGUGGCUGUGAAGAUCUCUAUCACAUGUCUGCUUUGUGCAGCUACUUGUUCAGAAAUAAAACUUCCUGUCACAGACACUAAAUGGGAAGCUAUAGAGCUUCUUGAUCUCUGUAUGGAAAAACACUAUUACAAUGAGUAUUCAUUUGAAUUUACUGUAUCAAAGCCAAUGGUUUGGUUCAGAAGACUUGUAUAGACUAAUAAAAUUUUUUUUCCACAGUA
This is a messenger RNA of Athene cunicularia (burrowing owl), 1675 nucleotides long. RefSeq names its product RAB18, member RAS oncogene family (gene RAB18). The record is from RefSeq and is a predicted model, not a curated record. The annotation marks the transcript as partial. Lineage: Eukaryota; Metazoa; Chordata; Aves; Strigiformes; Strigidae. Gene Ontology annotation, molecular function: GTPase activity; GTP binding. The transcript is spliced from 7 exons.